UACACUAGCGUGUUCUUUCUGCUCUAGGCUCCAAAGCCUGGUCCUUACGUGAAGGAAAUGACUGAUGCUGCCAUGUUUUACACCAACCGGAUCCUCAAGGAGUACAAGGAUGUAGAUAAAAAACAAGUGGACUGGGUGAAAGCUUAUCUGAGCAUCUGGACAGAGCUGCAGGCUUACAUCAAAGAGUUCCACACCACGGGGCUGACCUGGAGCAAAACAGGUCCUGUGGCCACAGCAGGGGCUAAAGCACCGCCUGCCCCCCCGGCUGGGGUUGCACCCCCACCUCCAGGGCCUCCCCCUCCUCCUGCCCCCGUCAGCUCCGGCACCGACGACUCGGCCUCGCGCUCGGCGCUCUUCGCCCAGAUCAACCGGGGAGAAGGGAUCACCUCGGGCUUAAGGCACGUCUCAGAUGAGAUGAAAACCCACAAGAAUCCAGCCCUGAAGAACCAAGGGGGCCCCGUGAGGAGCGGCCCCAAACCUUUCACUGCUCCCAAACCAGCCUGUAAUGCUAAUCCCUCC
Messenger RNA from Cyanistes caeruleus (blue tit), 519 nucleotides. The record is from RefSeq and is a predicted model, not a curated record. Lineage: Eukaryota; Metazoa; Chordata; Aves; Passeriformes; Paridae.